Molecule: messenger RNA, 1089 nt
Organism: Parasteatoda tepidariorum (common house spider)
Lineage: Eukaryota; Metazoa; Arthropoda; Arachnida; Araneae; Theridiidae
Source: RefSeq, a predicted model, not a curated record
AAACAAAUUGUCAUAGCUUAAUACAUUAAGCGAUCAGACACAAGGCUAAAUAUACAUCGACUAAGUUUUAAUAUUUGAGAUACUUCAAUCUAUAUUAAAGAUACUUCAUUCUAUCGCAGCCCUCAAGAUGACAGUGAAGGUACGCCAUCAGAAAGUCUUGAUAACGUAAAGAUUAUUUAUGAGUUUCCGGAUGAAGAUUGUGAAGCGCAGCCAUGUUUAGACUUGCCAGGAAGCAGUGACAGCAUUGAACAUUCAAGCCACAAGGAGACUGAGCCGAAGGCCACAGAAUCAAGAAACUUUUCAAACCAAGCUGAAUGUGACAACGUUUUUGAAAAGGAAGCUAACUUUAUUUCGCCUGACUCAAGCUCAAACGGCUCUGAGUUCGAUGAACCAGAUAGUCAAAUGAGUUUAGAAAUAAUUGUUCAUAAUCACGCAAUGGGUUACGUAUCACCUGAUGGAUCUGUUUGCUGCUGUUCAAGCGGUAAUCUAGCGGAUGUUGAGGACAAUAUAGAAUGCUCCAGAAGUGUUUCAGAACAUCCAAACCUCCUCGCCGAGAACGAAAGAAAUCCAGUAAUAAACAAUACCUCUAGUACUUGCAAUAUAUCAGAAUCGAGUGAGCCAGAAUUAAUGGGGUUAGCUGCUAAGAAAGAACAAGAAACUCAAAAGCAUUCCAAUUCAUCGAAAGAAACAUAUACACCAGUUGUCUUAUCAGACAAUAUUCAAACGCCGGAUCCUUCACCAAUGCCAUCAACAAGUAAGCAAGAAUGGAACAGGCUUGACAAUUCUGUGGACACCAACAACAGAAGAAAAAUAAGAUCUGAUGUUGCGAGAAACAAAAAACGACAAUGUCGCGUUUGUAAGAAGAAGCUAGAUUUGACAGCAAUAACCUGUCGCUGUGGUGGACUGUUUUGUGCCAAACACAGAUAUGACAGAGAACAUGGUUGUACAUUUGACUAUAAGUCUAUGGGAGCAGAGAAAAUACGCAAGGAAAACCCUAAAGUAACUGCUGAAAAAGUUACUAAGUUAUAAACACGAAGAAGAAUAAAAUUAAAUUUAGUUAGUUUACUUGGCAAUGCAAAAUACUUUUUA